Caenorhabditis auriculariae is the source of this 10380-nucleotide messenger RNA. NCBI's taxonomy places the organism in Eukaryota, Metazoa, Nematoda, Chromadorea, Rhabditida, Rhabditidae. The record is from the annotation of a GenBank genome assembly.
AUGCGUCCGACCACAGCCGACUUGUGCGUUGAGCCAUCGGAAAAUGUUGGAAUAAAGAGCUGAAAAAACCGUGACGCGACCGCGACGCUUCAAAUCAUUACGAAACAUCCUUGACGGCGCUCCCGAAAAACUUCCGCUUUGAGGCAUCUUAAAAUUUCGGAAUCGAAAAUUUUAAGGCGUCUUAAAAUUUUGGCGUCAAAUUUAAGGCGUCUUAAAAUUUUGGAAUCGAAAAUUUUGAGGCGUCUCAAAAUUUUGGAAUCGAAAAUUUUGAAAUCGUAACGCAACAGUAACGCAACAGUAAUGCAACAGUAACGCAAGAGUAACGAAACCGUAACGUAACAGGAACGCAACCGAAACGCGACAGUAACGCAAGAGUAACGCAACCGUAACGUAACAGGAACGCAACCGUAACGCAACCGAAACGCGACGUAACGCGACCGCAACCCGACCGUACCGCGUCCGCAACGCGACAGUAACGCAAUCUCCGUAACCGUACUGUUAUAGUCUGUGCAGAUUUUGAAUGUGAAGUCGUCGCUCAUGCUCCGCCCCUAAUGGUGCGAUAAAGCGAUUGCGUUACUGUCGCGUUACGGUUGCGUUACUGUUGCGUUAAGGUUGCGUUACGGUUGCGUUACUGUGCGUUACGGUUCUUUAACCCCAACGCAACCGCGACGCCUCAAAUCUUUUCGAAACUCCCGUCCGAAAAUGACUUGCGCUUCAAGACAUUGGAAAGAAUUAGAGCCAUUUUUGACCACGGCUUUUCAGUUCGGGACAAGAUUAUACAGUGGCGCUUCUGAUAAACGGUCAUCAAAAACCAAAAAGUAGUGUGAUUUUAAUUUAUAUAAAUUUUUUCCAGAAGCAAUCGGAUGCUGUCAAAGUUGCCGACGAACACCUACCUGCUGUGUCUGGCGGCCAUGUCGUCGCUCUUUUUAUUCUCGCUACUUUUAUUUUGGAUUGAGGAGGUCGCUUAUAUCUACUUCUAUGUACGUUGCAUGCCUUCUACAGUCUCCCCUCCGCACCUUUUUUCAUUUAUUUUUUAAAAUCAUGGUGGCACUUGGAAUGGCUGACUCAAGAUGCGACCGACCAGAAACGAGUUGCGCGUUGAGGCAGUUUGAAAAAGCUACUCAACGCUUUGAGCCAUUCCAAAUGCGACCAUAGAGUUUCACGAGAGAAUUAAAGACACUAUAUUGAAAAACAAUCAGCAAACUCUCUUAAGAAAAAAAAACUGGUUAAAAAAAUGCAUUUUUAGAUAGUUUAAAGCAUAAAAAACCUAGAUUUUGAAAGAAAAAAAAAAGCAAAAAUGAAAAAAACCUCCGCGAGGAUCGAACCAGAGACCUCUCGAACGCCAGCAAAGGCCUUAUCCACUGCACCAGCAUGGAAAGCAUGGCUCAAACCUGUCAUGUACACAGUACCGCUAUCGUUGGAAUGAGAAAAAUGUUGAAAUUUCAUUAAAAAAAGUUCGAAAUUAAGGUUUUUGGUUCAUUUUGAAGGAUUUUCAAGUUUGAAUUCAUUAAAAAGAAUUAUCAUGAUAAAAGUGUGUAAUAUUUCGUAAUUUACUUAAAUUUGUAGUUUUUUUUUUUAAAUUUAAUGGUUCAAAAAUAGUUUCAGGACAUUUUCCAUGAUUCCCUGCUGCGGAACAGCAACUUCAGCUGCAUGAUCAACACGUUUUUGGCCCAUGUCUGCGAUUUUUCCUCGGUCUGGCUCAUCGUUCUCGUCGGAUUCGAGCGGCUAAUUCUGCUCCAUCGCAAAAAUCGCAGUCUUACUGUAGAGAGGUACGGUGAUAAUUAAUAAAUAUCCAUCCUAUUUCUGAUAAAAUGGCAAAAUUUACAAAAAAAAAAUUCAGUGGAAGGUCUCGUCGCGAUUAGAGGCGAAUGAUGAGAAAUUACUGUAGCUUUUUUUUAACAAACUUUUUUUCAUGAAAAAUUAGUUUUUUUCAGUAUUAAAUAUAUUUUUUUUCAAGGUGAGAAAAAUUAAAGUCACGAAUAUCUUUUUUUAAAAAUUUAUUUCGAAAAAUCAUAUUUUUUUAAUAUUUUUGUUUUAGCCACCCGCACGAAUUCGAUGAAUAAAUUCCGGAUUUUGAAAUCUUUUUUUCCAAAUUCUAAAAAAAUGAAGUUGAAAAAAAUUGAUAGAAAAUGAAAAAAAUUCGUCUUUUUUUCCGUCUGAAAAAAAUCCGAAAAAUAUAUUUGUUUGGUUAUUAUUUCAGUUUCUAUAAUUUAAAAAAACUUCAAAAAUCAGAGAAAAAAACCUUUUUUUCUCAUUUUCUGUUUAAAAAAACUGCAGGAAAAAGGUUUGCGAAUUGGAAAAAUUUGCUAUUUUUUUCAAAAAAAUAUUCAUGGAAAAACCUUUUUUUCAUUUUUCUUUCUUUAACAAUAAUCAAAAAAAUUUUUUUGUAGAGCCCGAGUUCAAAUCGUAGUGCUUCUGGGCAUAGCCAUGCUGUUCAACGUCUGGAUUCUGUUCGUGGCCGAGAUGGACGAGGCCGGCCAAUGUGACAUCAACGAGAAUUAUAUCAACCUCUACAAUACUAUGACCGUUUUGGAGGUUUUUUUCGAAAAAAAAAAAUAAAUAACUGAAGUUCCGGUUUCAAUCAUUAAUUUUCGCCAGUUCAGCUUUUCCUUGCGCGAUCAAAAUCAUUGUCCUAUUGCUUUAAUUGAAUUGGCAAAAAUAGAAAAUUAGGUGAUUUUAGAAUGAUUUUUUUUGAUUUAGGAAGAUUUUCCAUUGAUUUUCCGAGGAUACGUUCAAUUUUAUAGUGAAGAUACAGUUUUAAAGUAAAAAUAUCGAAUUUUGACGGUUAAAUAGAAUAUUUUUUUGUAGUUUUUUGAAUAAUUUUUGACUGAAAAUCGCUUUUUUGGUUGAUAUUGGGGUUUUAGAAAGUUUUUGAGAACAUUUGUUCGAGAAAAAUGAUGAUUUAUUGACCACAGAUUUGAAAAUAUUCACUUUAGUGACCACUUGAAGAGCUGAAACCCCUUAAAAACUAUUGAGAAUCCGAAAAAAUCAGUAAAAAAUACUUACGGUUAAAAAAAGGUUGAUUUGAAAAAUUAAAUUUUGACCAAAAAAAUUGAAAAUUAAAAAGUUAACUUAAAAAUAAAAAGAGUUUUUUUAACCCUAAAGAUUAUUUAUACUGACUUUUUUUCCGAUUUCCUAAUUUUUUUAGGGGUUUCAGCUCUUCAAGUGGUCACUAAAGUGAAUAUUUUUCAAAGAUCUGGUCACAAAAUUUCCGUUUUUUUACGAAAAAAAUGUUCGCAAAAAAACUUUCUUCAACCAAAAAAACUAAUUUCUGUCAUAAUUCAUUUAAAAAAACUACAAAAAUCCUCUAUUAAUCCGCCAAAAAUUUGAUAUUUUGACUUUAAACUGUAUCUUCACCAUAAAAUUGAACGUGUUCUCAUUAAACCAAUUGAAAAAAACUUCCUAAAAAAUUCUAAAAAUCGCCUAGUUUUAAAAAUUUUUUUCAAAAAAACCUCUAUUAAACCGCCAAAAUUUGAUGUUUCGACUUUUUAAAAAACUUCGAAAGUUGAAAUCCUUUCAGACGGUCGUUUGCAUGGCGGUCCCUUCAGUAAUCAUCAUCAUUUCCAACGUUUUGGUCGUUUUCAAACUGAAUGCCCAUGUUAGGUACGUUUCGAAAUGGCUAUGAAAGAAUAUAAUAUAAGUUGGUCCGUUUCUCCUUUGAGCACCUGGUUGACAGAAAUCAAUUUUACGCUUUGAAUUUGAGCAAUUUUUGAGAAAAAGCGGAUAAGGUUUGAUAUCGAAAAAUUCCUGAAAAGAGUGGAAAAUUGGACUUGGAAAAGGGCAUGCUGGAAAGUGCGCGCUGUGCGCACUCUUUUCUCGUGCGCACGUAAGGAAAAUGCGCACUCUUUUUUCAAAUUUUGUACAGGAAAUUGCGCUCUCUUUCUAACAACAGGAAAAUGCGCACGGUUAUCAAAUUGCGCUUUUUUCUAGAUUGAAGUCCACAUAAACCAUCUCACUUUUCUCUUUGUCAUGAAGAAAUCUUUCAGCUAAAGAUGAAUUGAACAUCUUUUGAUUAUUUGAUAAUUUAUGGAGAAUAUUUCUUAUCAGGAAUGGUCUGCGGUCACUUCGGAAUGAGACCAGGUGUAGUUAUGCAAAAAAAGUGAGAUGCUCUUUUUGAGACCAAGCUGAUUCCAAGCUUGGUCUCAAAAAGCUGCCGCGAAAAAAAUCUGCUAAAAAAAGUGAGAUGCUCUCAAAAUAUACAGAUCUUUUCCAUCUGAUAACAUUAAACAAUACAGAGUGGAGGAAUAAUUACUGCGACAAAAGUUUUUUAGCAUUUGCUCUCGCCGACCCGAGCUCAUUUUUGUUCCAGUCAUUAUUCCUACCUUCAUCAAGCCUUCUUCUAUAAUAUGAUGAUGCCACGCUGACUUUCGGAAAAGUCGUUUCUGCCUUUUGGGCGUUUAUGGCAAGGCAGGCAGGCUUGGCUAUGAAGGCCUAAAGCCCCCUAGGACUUGAUUUUUUUAAUUUCGAAAAAAGCGCGGGCUCGGGCCAGAGAUUCAAGAAACUUUUUUUAUUUCAUUAAAAAAACAUUUUCACCGAAAAAAAUAUUUUUUUACAUGUUGAAUCACAUUUUUUUAAUAACUCAAUGAAGAAAAAAAUAAGCAAAAAAACCCCGCUUUUUCUCGUUAAAACAGCUAAAAAAAUUCGAAAUGAAGAAAAAUUUGAGCUUUUUGGGCCGGGCCGAACCACCAAAAAAAUUUUUUUCAGUGAUUUUUUUACAGCCAAGUACAACACUGGAAAAAAUCUUGACUCAAAGUUACUUCAUUACGCAUCAAGGCCGUAUGAGAGGGAGUUUAUUGCGACGUUCAGAAAUUAUUCGAUAAGGUCGCCCUGAAGCUCAAUUUGAACGUACUUUUUAAGGUUUCGAUUCUCGAAAUUGAUAACGAUUCACGUCUAUGUAAGCAAUUAAAAGAAGUCGCAAAAAUUGAAGGAAUUGUUUUUCCGAAAAAAAUAGAGAAAAAAAGGGUAUCGCGAGACCCUCUGAGGCAUAUCGCAGGGUCUGAAGCCUAUCGAUGGUAACCCAAGUAUACCUCUGAGGACUUUGAGCAAAAAUGAGAUAGACUUGAGGGAGACUCUAAAGUACCUCCGAGAUAGCUCAGAUAUAGCUAGUCUCUGUAAGAGAUGAGGUCAACUCAGAGAGCAGUAAACAAGAUAAUUUGAAAGGUGUGUACCUUUUUUCUCAGUACCUUAUGGGGUUUAGCAGAUAGUAUUGCCUGUUUUUAAGUACCCUUACUUACUAGGGAACUACUCGGACUCGGGUACGCGGAUCGAGUUCAAACUUUAGUGGUUUAUAGACCUAAGUGAAAACACUUGAAAAACAAGUGAGAAUAUCUGCUAAACCCAAUAGAGAACUGAGAAAAAAAUUAGUAGAAAAAUGUGAAAAAUUAGACCUGAAAAAUUUUUCAGAAUACUGCUUUUUACCUUAUUUAAUAUUUUAAUAAAAUCGCCUUGAAUGAUCCGGCUAUGAUAAACACUAAAAAAACUUUUUUUCCAGCCAAAAAGAAGGAGGAAAAGCAAAAAAAUUUGAUAGUUUUCAAGCCUAAACUGUUCAUUUUUCAAAAAAAUAGUUUUCUCAGAAGUCUAUAGGAUUUAGCAGAUAAUCUCUCUUGUUUCCAAGUACUUUUUACCCGGGUCUAUAAGCCACCAAAGUUUGAACUCGAUCCUUGAAUGCGAGUUCGCGUAGUUCCCUAGUCAGCUCAAAACCAAUUUUUCGAGUCCUUAUCGAAAAAAAGGUCUUAUCCGGUUAGAAGAAUGGAGUUUUGUGCUUUUUUUCUGUUAUCCCAUUGACUCCAAAAAUUUUUUUGAGAAACUUCAAUGUGCCUCUUGUAACAGUACACACCAGUUUGCCUACUGACUUUUUGGCCGUUCUGCUCAAAAAAACUGUGACAAAACUGAUUUUCGACCAUCUGCGUACCGCAGUCAAUUGGGUGCCACUACAUUUUCGAGCGGCAGUUCAUGUUAAUUUUUUUGAUUAAAUCCCUGUAAAAACUUUAUAAAAAAAUAAUUGUGAGUUUCCGGUCUUUAUUGACUAUUGACAAUUGACAUAUUGACAGCUCCUUCAUUUUGUCGCAGUAAUAAUUCAUCACCCUGUAAAUUUUCUUCAGAAAUAUUUUUGAACCUCGAAAGGUCCUUUCGAUUUGUAUUUCACAUAUUUCCCUUUUAUAAUAUAGUUUGUCCAUGUUUUGAGUUUCAAGCAGCAAUCUCUGCCCCAAACAAAGCCUGUGAGUGGCUCGUUCUCUGAUUGGUUUGAUCUACACAUAAGAGGCGGAGUUCGACCGAUGACUUGACAUUCAAAUUCUGAACAAACUAUAAACGCCGACUGUGGCUUUCUUCGGAAAAAUAACAUUCCAAAAUUUAAAAACACAUUAUCACGUGAAAGGUAAAUCAGUCUGACCAGUCUAGUGACCGCCUGGUAUUAUUAUUGAAAAAAAGAUGAAUUCUGAAAAAAAUCAGUUAUAUCAACUUCAAAUAAUCCGAAAGAACAGGAUUUGAUAACCGUGCGCAUUUUCCUGUUGUUAGAAAGAGAGCGCAAUUUCCUGUACAAAAUUUGAAAAAAGAGUGCGCAUUUUCCUUACGUGCGCACGAGAAAAGAGUGCGCACAGCGCGCACUUUCCUGCAUGCCUUGGAAAAGCCUCGUCUUGUUUGAAAAAUCUCAAGUUUGAGCUUUUUUUUGAACGCGAGAGAGGUCACUAGAGGGAUUAGGGGGAUGUAAACAAAAAAAAAAACAAAGCCACGCGACGCACACGCGCAUUCGUCUGAUGGGGCGCGCUUGCUGUUUUUCCCCUUUUUUUGGGAUCCUAUGCCGUGUUCAAUUUGAUUCCGCGAAAUGCGAAAUACCCGUUAGAGAAAGGAAAAGAUCACUAAAUUUUGGAGAGUCAGAGAUCAUUUUGCAUUUCGCGGAAUACAAUUGAACACGGCACUAAUUCUGCUCGGAAAAGAAAAAUUUAAAAAAAAGUUUAAUCUCGCUUUUUGCGCGUCGCUUUUCAUGCAUCGCGUGCAUUGCAUACAACACAUUUUAUUUUCCGCCGUUGCGGUGGGUGUGGCGUCGAUUUGGUGUCGCCGUGAAUUAGUGCUCCCUGGAGGGCUAAAAAAGUUCAGGGCCUGACUUCUGAGCCUCCAAAGCGAUCCCUAUAGUGGUCUUUUAAUCGUUUCUUAAAAUUUUUUUAACCUCCGUUUAUCCAUGAACCAAAAAUUUACUGAUUUUUUAAGUUUUGGAACACUAGAGCAGUCACUAUAGGGGAUAGGGAGAAAAAUUUCCCCAUGGUGGACACGAUAGUGCUCCCUAGAGGGCUAAAAUCCAAGUGGUCCCUAUAGGAGUUUAAAGUUUCAUUCCAAUCCCUUAAAGCUUGAGUGGUCCCUAGAGUGGUCUUUUCAUUUUUGUCUUGAUUUAAAAGUUAGAAAGUCAUGGCGUGCUCCCCCUAAAGUGGCCACUUUGAGAUAUAAAAAUGUCCCUUGAGGGGACCCUACAACAGCCCCUAAGGUUACCUCUCUAGGGACCACUCUGACGUUCCUGAGAGCUAAUUUUUGUCUUGAAAUUUCAGUUUUUAACCAUUUUUCAUCGAAAAUUCCAAUUUUCAGAAGAAAUCCGGGCUCCCCGGCCGUUUCUUUCAACACGGCGGAUGUCGUUCUGACGACGAAUACUUCGGCGCCAAGCCACACUUUGAAAAGUUAUACGAGGUAACUUUUCUAAUUUUCUGUUAAGGGGCGAAAAUUCUUGAGAAUUUGCUGGAAAUUAAUAUGAUUCUGACGUAAAAUUCUCAAAAAACAGCACAAAAAAAAAUUUAUUUUCAGCUUCAGGAAGAAAAAAACCGAGUUUAAUCAAGAUAAAAAAAGGUUCUUAUAAAGUCCAAAAAUUCAGCCGAAAAUCGAAAUUUUCGAGCUUUGACCUUUUUCACUAAAGUGGUGACUUUGAAGGUUUUCAAAUUCGACAAAACGGCAAAAAAAUUACGAAAAAAAUUGAUUUUUAUUGCAACCCUAUAAUUUCUUAAAUGAUUGAAAUUCGCUCAAUUUUUCUGUCAGAAAUCAACUUUUUUUAUCCGUUUUUUUCAAUAUUUUCACUAAAGUUUUCACUUUAAAGCGUUUUUUUAAACCACGAAAACCGUCAAAAAUCUAUUUUUUUAAAUCUAAAACUCGUUAUUUCUGACAAAAAUUCGAUUUUUUUCUACCCGUUUUUCUUCAAUAUUUAACCUUUGAACUUUGAAAAAAAUAUUUUUUUUUGUCAAAAAAAUUGGAAAUUUCAGAAUAUCCAGUCGCUUUUCACUGGACGUCGAAAGAGUGCCCAAGAAGAAAAAAAGGUGAUUUUUUUGAUUUGUAAAUGGAAUUUUGAAGAAAAAAAUGACUUUUAGAAGGGCCUCCGGUACACGGACAUCCAACUGACGCGGUCACUUUUGGUCGUCACCUGGGCUUUUAUCAUGUUGAACCUGCCCAAUUACCUGUACCGCAUCGCUUGUAUCCUUUUUGGCAUUUCUGAUCAGGUUGGACUUUUUUUUCUUGGUUUUUGAAAAUUUCUGAAGUUUUCUCCGUGAAGUUUUCUGCAUAUUUUUUUGAGUAAAUUUAAAUUUUCAUCCUUAAAUUGGGGUAAAAAUUAUGAUUUAUCAUGAUUUUUUUAUCAUUCUAGACGCUUCAAGGCUUGGAUUUCUCGAAUUUUAUAUUUUCUUAAAGCUUUUUUCAUAGAGUUUUCUGCAUAAUUUUGAAUGAAAUCGAAGGACAUGUUUAGACAAUAUUAUUUUUUUAAAAAAAGUGAAUUUUUUUGAAAAUUUUUUUAUCAAAAAAACUGGAAACCCCUGAAUUUUAUUCGAAAUUAUUACAUUAUAAAGUCAUUUUUUUCAAGAAUUUUCAUUUUUUUCCGAGAGUUUUAAACUUUUUUUAAAUGAAUAAAAAAAGGCGCUAAUAGUUUCUUUUUCCUACCUCUGUAAGCUUCCUACAAAUUUUUCGUAGUCCUAGGCAACAUUCUGACAAGUUUCAGCCCAUAUUUAUCCAAAAAAAUCUUUCACAAAGUACAAUUUCAUAGACGUCAUGUGAAAUCAUUCCUUUUUGGGUGCGAGUUUUGCGGGGAAUAUAUAUUUUGCAAAACGGCUGUUUUUUAAUAAAUCACAUCAGAAAUUUGUUUAAUUUCAACUUUACAAAGAAAUUAUAGAGCGAUUUAGAAUUAAAAAAAAAUUUUUUUGUAGGAAAAUCAUGAUUUUUAAGGCAUUUUAUUCUGAAAAGUUUUGUGAAUCAUGAAAAAAAGUUCUUGGAAAGUAAGUUAUAUUUGUACAGCGUCUACACAGCUAAUUUUUAGACGAUAAAAUGAAUUUUCAAGAUCAGGACCGUUUUUUGAAUGGCCCAAUGCUCCUUUAAAGUUUAGGGUAAUUUAUAGCAUGAUUUUUUUUUGUAAGUGAAUUUAUCUCUUAUUUUGAUGAAUGAAUAAUCUUCACAGCGGACUCAAGACGAUAAAACAAUUUUACAACCACAGGACCAUUUUUUAAGGUACCCUAUGCUCCUUUAAAGUUUAGGGUAAUCUGAUUUUCUGACUUUUUAAAAAAAAAUGAAUUUAUCUGUCAUGUUGAUGAAUGAAUAAUCUUCACAGCGGACUUAAGACGCUAAAAUGAAUUAUCGGCCCUAGGACCAUUUUUGGAGAGGUCCUAUGCUCCUUUAAAGUUUAGGGUAGUUUAUAGUCUGAUUUUUUUUUAAAGUGAACUCAUUUCGAAGCCAUUGCUGAAUGAAUAAUCUUUACAGCGGGAUUAAAACGUUGAAAUAAACUUUUGGCCUUAAGACCUUUUUUAUAGCGACCCUAUGCUCCUUUAAAGUGCAGCUUAAUUAUUGGCCUAAAUUUUUAUUUUUCAAUUGGAUUUACCUGUAUUUUUUUAAGGUAAUUUGUGAAUGAAUUAUAAUCUAAAAAUAUUAUUUUAUUUUUUUUUUUUAUCAAAAUUUUUUUUAAGAAUGCUGUUUUGAAAGUGCACUUCGGAACGUCAAAAUGGUCCCUAGAGGGGCCACUUGAGGGCUAAAUCUAGGUCUCCUAAUAGGGACCGCAAUACCUCUUCUAUAGGGACCACUUGAGCUUUAGGGGUCCGACCCUACUAUACCCCUAUAGGGACCACUUUAGAACCCCAUCGUUGAAUGACUACUGCGAAAUUUCGUGCAUUUAUUUUUGAAACCGGCUGUUGAUGAAGAAAAGAUUGUAGAAAGCUCAAAAAUCAUUGAAUAUUCGAUUAUUUUCAGACGGAAGCGAUGCAGAAGAUGUCGCUGUUGGCGCACGUCUUCCUCUACACUCACCACGCCUUUCUCUUCUAUCUGUACAUUUUCUACUCGCCCCAGAUGAAACGACGAUUAAAACCGACUGCGUUGAAAUUACUGGAAUGUUAUUGUUUCAAACCACCCGGUGAUUAUUCUGAUCAGACCUGA